AGGAUGAUAAGUACUGGUCGAGGAGGAAGAAGAACAACGUGCCGGCGAAGCGCUCUCGUGACGCUCGCCGUCUGAAGGAGAACCAGAUCACGGUGCGAGCCUCCUUCCUGGAGCGGGAGAAUUCGGCGUUGAGACAGCAGGUGGCCGAGAUGAGGAAGGACUGCGGCCGCUGUAAGAACAUCCUGGCCCGUUACGAGGCGAAGUACGGCCCGCUGUAAGAACCGCGACCUCCGUAAGAAAUGACGAAUCAACGAGAAGCUGAACUCCGCCCCCGCAGAAUUCAACACCGAUACAAACAUGAAGGGAUCUCAAUUUGAAGUGAAGCUCCAGUCACUGAGUCUCUGAUACACACUGCAGGCAGUGAGGCAUCAUGGGAGCUGUAGUCACAGGGAGGCCUGUGGAGAGCGCCUGGCUCCUCCACUCAGAGGAGAGAGAGAGAGAGAGGACACACGGUCCGUCUGAGGACCAAUCACAGACAGUCAGGACACAGAGCAGUCUGAACUAUCGACCAAUCAUCAGUUUGUUUCAGUGCAACACUCUUCUUCUUCUUCUUCUUCUUCUUCAAGGACCAAAGCAAGAGUCAGACAAACGUCCUGUUUUUAGAAAGGUGCACUUUGGCCCUCCCUCACCUGUCCUCAUGUUGCACUUAUCCUCAUGUCUGUAUUUACAAUAACCUGUGGGAGGAGGAGGAGGAGGAGGAGGAGGAGGAGACAGUUCUUCCUUGUUGUGACACAUGCACUCCUCUGCACACACACACACACACACACACACACACACACACACACACACACACACACACACACACACACACACACACACACACACAGUCUGUAUAUACAGUCUGCCCCCUGCAGCACAAACGAGUGUGUGCAUCACUGAGCGGUCCCAACACACAGACUACAGGUGAGACAGGUACCUGACAAACAUGCAUGACCUUCAGAGUGAAGCUGCUGGGACUUUUUACUGACCUCAGAUCAGCUUCUCAACACACACACACACACACACACACACACAUUUAAAGAGACAUGUCUGUUCCUUACAGAGGAGGUGAAACUACAGCAGAGACAGGGAGUUGUAGUUUUUAGAGAGUUAGUGUUGAAGGUAAAUGUGUGAUGACCUGCGGGGCCCUCAUAGGUGGAGGGGUACGUUCAUAUGUAGGGAUGUUUAUUUUACUGCACACUGCAGGUAGGGGGCGCUCCAGCCCCUGCCUGUCUGCUCUCAGUGUAGUGACGGCUGGAUUGAUUUUUGAACGAGUAGCCCAAAGUGGACUGCUUUGUAAAUAAGUGAUGGUCUCAUAGAGACCCAGUCUUUGUUAUUAACCCAAUACUAUUCCUUCUAUCUGCCAAAUAGUCAAUGAGUGCUGUAUUUAUUCUGAUGGUAAUAAAGCAUCUGUUGAUUGUUCAUCCAUACGUCUCCUUUAAGGAUCAAUAGUGAAACCAGUGCAGGGAUUAAAGGGUUAACUGUGCUUCUGGACCUUUCUUUUCUCCAUCUCUACAAUCUCCUGUAUGUGUGUGAGACACACACAGCUCACAGUGAUUUACCUCAUCCAACACUUCCACUGGAGACGCUUUAGGAGGACGCCGCUGAGACAGACUGUUACGGGACUCAAAACUAAAGAGAGAACAUCCGAGUGGCAAUAAUCCUGUGUAAUGUACCGCCUGUUAACUUUCAGUGAUCGUGUCUGUAAACUGAAUAUGAUGUAACAUAAAAAGUCUUUGUGCUUCCACUUUGGAUCGUCUGUACGUCACGAUCCUGAUGCAUGAGCCCUCACAGUCGACGGUUUCUCAUCUGACACCAAGUGUACUUAGUGUGUGUGUGUGUGUGUGUGUGAGUGUGUGUGUGUGAGAGAGACGCUGGGUGCUGUGCAGGCAGAGAGCUGUCUUGCUCUACAGCGCCCCCUGUCUGUGUGUGAGUGAGUUUGAUCCGGACUCUGUUUCCUGAUGACUUCUCUGAUAUUUGGUUUCAUGACGGAGAUGUUUAACGGACUUUAAAACACUUUCUCUGUGCAGGUGACAUUCUGACAUGUCAUUGGCUGCAUUAUUCAGUUUUGAUGAAUGCAAACCUCCGGGUUGUUUUUUUAAGACGUGUGGCUUCACAGACACGCGGAUGAAUAUUGUGAAUAUUUCUGCAUACACCAUGUAGCAAACUUUGUUUGAGUGGUUUUGAUGUGGAGCUCUGAAUAAAAACAUCUUUCAUGAA
Labrus bergylta (ballan wrasse) is the source of this 2199-nucleotide messenger RNA. The record is from RefSeq and is a predicted model, not a curated record. Lineage: Eukaryota; Metazoa; Chordata; Actinopteri; Labriformes; Labridae.